Messenger RNA from Cynocephalus volans (Philippine flying lemur), 1385 nucleotides. It is a transcript of the gene PAK1IP1, whose product is annotated as PAK1 interacting protein 1. The transcript is spliced from 10 exons. Gene Ontology annotation, molecular function: protein binding. The record is from RefSeq and is a predicted model, not a curated record. Bases 36 to 1214 code for a protein of 392 amino acids. Lineage: Eukaryota; Metazoa; Chordata; Mammalia; Dermoptera; Cynocephalidae.
AUCCGGGCACGCGGAACAGACACGUUCGCUGCUGGAUGGAACUCGUCGCGGGUUGCUACGAGCAAGUCCUUUUUGGGUUCACUGUACAUCUGGAGCCCGAGGCAUGCGGCGGCCACAAACAGAAAUGGACUCCUGUGGCUGACUUCACUCACCAUGCCCACACUGCCUCCUUGUCAGCAGUGGCUGUGAAUAGUCGUUUUGUAGUCACUGGAAGCAAAGAUGAAACAAUUCACAUUUACGACAUGAAAAAGAAGAUAGAGCAUGGAGCUCUAGUGCAUCACAAUGGUACAAUAACUUGUCUGAAAUUCUUUGGCAACAGGCACUUAAUUAGUGGAGGGGAAGACGGACUCAUCUGUGUCUGGGAUGCAAAGAAAUGGGAAUGCCUAAAGUCCAUUAAAGCUCAUAAAGGACAUGUGACCUUCCUUUCUAUUCACCCGUCUGGCAAGCUGGCCCUGUCUGUAGGUACAGAUAAGACAUUAAGAACAUGGAAUCUUGUGGAAGGAAGAUCAGCAUUUAUAAAAAAUAUAAAACAAAGUGCUAACAUAGUGGAAUGGUCCCCAAAGGGAGAUAAAUACAUAGUUGUCAUACUGAAUAAAAUAGACAUCUAUCAACUUGACACUGCAUCGGUUAGUGGCACCAUCACAAAUGAAAAGAGAAUUUCUUCUGUUACAUUUCUCUCAGAGUCUGUCCUUGCAGUGGCUGGAGAUGAAGAAGUUGUAAGGUUUUUUGACUGUGAUUCACUAGUGUGCCUCUGUGAAUUUAAAGCUCAUGAAAACAGGGUAAAAGACCUGUUCAGUUUUGAAAUUCCAGAGCAUCAUGUUAUUGUUACAGCAUCAAGUGAUGGCUUCAUCAAAAUGUGGAAGCUUAAGCAGGAUAAGAAAGUUCCCCCAUCUUUACUCUGUGAAGUAAACACUAACGCCAGGCUGACAUGUCUUGGAGUGUGGUUAGACAAAGUGACAGACACGAAAAGUGAUAGCCUUCCUCCAGCUGCAGAGCCUUCUCCAGUAAGUGAAGAACAGUCCAAAAUCAUUAACAAGGAAUCUGGUGACACAGUGCAGGAAGAAGAAAUACAGUCAAAACCCAACACAAAGAAAUGCGGUUCAACCGGUGACAGUAACAAGCCCGCAAAAGGUAAUAACUUGGUGUCAACCAAGAAGAGGAAAAUGGUAGAAAUGUUGGAAAAGAAGAAGAGAAAAAAGAAGAAAGAUAAGUGAUCAUGAGAAUCCCGGAUUUCUUCUCCUUAAGAGAACUCUUUCCAAUAUACUUAAAUGGUUUUUUUCUGAGUAAAACACGGAAUUUCUUCUUCAGGAGAAAAUAUGCAGCUUAAAAAAUCUCUUUAGGGUGUUUUGUUGUUUGUUUUUUUAAUGGUGGUAAAAUUACUUUUG